Staurois parvus is the source of this 522-nucleotide messenger RNA. NCBI's taxonomy places the organism in Eukaryota, Metazoa, Chordata, Amphibia, Anura, Ranidae. The record is from the annotation of a GenBank genome assembly.
CUUUAUGAAAUGUGCACUCUCAAACAUGCGUUUGAAGCUGGCAAUAUGAAGAACCUGGUGCUGAAGAUCAUUCGGGGCUCAUAUCCCCCAGUGUCAAUGCAUUACUCCUAUGACCUCCGCAAUCUGCUUUCUUUGCUUUUUAAAAGAAAUCCCAGGGAUCGUCCUUCUGUCAACUCCAUAUUGGAGAAGCCUUUUAUAUUUAAGCGUAUUGAAAAGUUUCUGCCUCCACCGCUUUUUGUUGAAGAAUUUGGCGUGGGAGCAGUUCUGGACCCACCUAAACCUGCAGGUCAUGCCAUAGCUGCCAAAAGACAAGCUCCAGCACAAGCCAUGCAAUCUUCUUCUCCACCUGCACAGAAAAUUACCAAACCGGCUGCUAAGUACGGAGUGCCUUUAACCAUAAAGAAGUCUGCAGAGUCUGCAAAGAAGUAUUGUGACAGAAAGCCACAAAUCAGGCAUAGACAGGCCCCAGCAGUUCCCAUGAAGAAAGUGAACCCUGUAGAAGAAAGGAGGAAAAUGUUUGAG